AUGUCUAAUUUGCGACGAAAGCCAGAAGAUGAAGUUGGGCGUACUCAUUCACCAUUAAAAAAGAGUAAUUAUGGAGCAGUAACUGCUCCUCCAUUGUCACAAAUUCCUUAUCUUAAUGGUGUAUUUGAUGAUGAAGAAACAGAUCAACCAAAAAUAAUAUAUGUUCGAGAAACUGAUUCGGAUUAUAUACGUCGAUGUAAAUUAGGUGGUACUCCUGAUUUACUCAUGUAUAUUGAUCCAGCAACAUGCAAAAGUAAAGAACCGGUACCGUAUCCAAGACCACUUUGGUGGGAUUCUAUGUGUGAACAAAUUCCAUCAUCACUAAAUUCUGAUAAUGAUCAACAACAAGAAAAGAAAUUAUCGAAAAAUGAACAUGUAUUUGGUGCUUCUGAUUGGUUUGCUCAUGAUGAACGUAAUCGUUCUCCGAAUAAACAACAGAAAACAGCUUCAAGAAACUCUCAAUUGUCCACCUAUGCUAAAAAGAAAUAA
Rotaria sp. Silwood2 is the source of this 489-nucleotide messenger RNA. NCBI's taxonomy places the organism in Eukaryota, Metazoa, Rotifera, Eurotatoria, Philodinida, Philodinidae. The record is from the annotation of a GenBank genome assembly.